Mya arenaria is the source of this 3158-nucleotide messenger RNA. RefSeq names its product E3 ubiquitin-protein ligase MYCBP2-like. Lineage: Eukaryota; Metazoa; Mollusca; Bivalvia; Myida; Myidae. Gene Ontology annotation, cellular component: nucleus. The coding region runs from base 500 to 1777 and encodes 425 amino acids. The record is from RefSeq and is a predicted model, not a curated record. The transcript has 11 exons. Gene Ontology annotation, molecular function: zinc ion binding.
CUGAACAUCGUUUUCUACUUUCGGUUUCUUACAGGUUACGAUGAAGCGUAUGAAAUGCUGUCAGUUUUAGAAAAACAUGAUUAUGAUAAUGCAAUGUCAUUAUACUGCAGCCUAUCACUUUUUCAACACAGUUUGAUUCUGUUAAUGUCUCUACUGCAAAGUCAUUGCGUUCUUGGAGUUUUACCUUACCCACAGUUUAAGAUAUAUGCUGGUCCUCGGGAGGACAGUUGCCAAAUGGGACAAUACUAUCAUGAGGAUGUAAACGGAAGUUGAAGGUGCAGAAAGUGUAUGUCCUAAAGUAUAUACGGAGCAUUUGCCGUGUUCCUAGAACACCAACAGGCAGAUGUUUUGGUGAACAGUGCCAAUCAAACUCUGCAGUUAAAGACUGGGCGGAUAUCGAACUCCAUGCUGACAGUCGCAGGGCCAAAACUGCAACAGGAAUGUACCAGACGAUAUCCAAAUGGAAUUGCUUUCGGAGAAGUUGCAGUGACCAAAGGAUAUGAUUUUGACGCAAAUCUUUCACUCGUGCCUUCAGCACGCUAACAUGGAUAAGAUGACUUCAAUUGCAUUUCCAACUUUGGGAUGUGGAUAUCUAAACUAUCCAACCGAGGCAGUGGCUGAAACCUUGUUCCAGUGUAUUUCAGUGUUUGAAUCGGACGAAAAGCUUAAACUAACGCUGCAAGAAGUGAUCAUUGUCGUUAUCCCCGGUCGUUCUGUCGACGACACUAAACAUUUGAAACAGGUGUUCGAGGCUGCACGGUUAAAAAUACUGGAGUUAUCAUCGGGAACAUGCCAAGGAAUAUUGGCUAAAGAUUUUACGUCAACUUGCGUCAGGCAACUGGCGCUAAAUUCAUGUGACAAAACUCUCCACUGCGGUCACAAGUGCGGUGGAUAUCGAUAUGAAAAGGAUUGCCCACCAUGCUUGAAGGUGGGGUGUAAGGCCACCGGAAAGCAAAACGAAAAUGAUACUUGUGUGAUUUGCUACACCGAUGAACUGUCUAACGCUCCAGUUAUUAUGAUCAAAUGUGGACACAUUUUCCAUUUGCACUGUGUUGAAAGAGUUCUUCAAAACAGAUGGGUCGGAGCAAGAAUAAACUUCAAAUUCAUGAACUGCCCUUUGUGCAAUGUUAAGAUUGACCAUCCAAAGCUGAAGGUUUUACUGGAGACGCUCUGUUCUUUAGAAGACAAGGUUAACAAAGCAGCUACGGCAAGGCUUGAAGAGGAUGGCCUUACCAAAUCCAAAGAAAUUACCAACCCUCGAGGACAGUAUUUCAACAACCCAGCCGGAUUUGCUACAUACAAAUUUAUCUUUUAUUCAUGUUACGCUUGCAAAAAGCCUUACUUUGCCGGUGAGGAUUCGAACGGCUGUGCAUCAGCUAUGGAGGACACUUUGGAAGAUACCAAUCUUAUUUGUUCUACUUGUCUUGCAAGGAAAGCUCCCAAGAUAGAAAAGGACAUACAGAACGAAGAAAACGUAGAAUCACAGAAGAAAAUCAAAUCAACAACGAAGAAAUGUCCACAUUGUAAAGUAAACAUAGAGAAAAAUGCUGGGUGUAAUCAGAUGACGUGCUUUGUGUGUGGAACAUCCUUUUGCUGGUUGUGUGAAACAAAAUGGAAAUCCAGUUGUAGAUCGCAUCAGUUUGAUAGAACUGAAUUUGCUCAAGAUCGUUUUUUGUACUUCGAAGAUUCGGAGAGUUCUGAUGAUGAUAUACGGGAUGUUAUGGAUGGACUCGUACGUCCACGUAGACGUCCUGUUCAACGUGGUUUCCGUUUUUAACAAAGGGUCAAGCGUCGAUUAGUUUCAACAGUAUUCAAUAAUAAAACAAAUAAUUCAUAUUUAAAACUUUCAUAAUGGAACAAUUGAAUGUCGAGGAACGUAUACGUUAAAAAAACGUUUUUACAUGAUGUCGACGUAUUAAGACUUAAAUGAUAACACGUUUAAAAAAAGCAGUUGUAUGCUUGACUAUACUGGAAUGUGUAGUAAUUUAUUUAUCAGUGUUUAUCGCGUCAUAUAUAUAUCACCUGAAGGUAUGUUUAAAAGUUUCAUGAAUUUCAUCGCAUAAACAUUAACAUACGAGUCCACUGCUCUCAUUACUACUUCGCCUUCCCAAUAAUUUAAUUUUGUUAAAAGGGUAGAUAAUCUUAUGUUUGUCCCCAUUUUGAUUUUCAAUGAACAUGUUAUUUUAUUGAUUGUUCGUUUUAUAAUGUGAAAUUCGAGGUUUACUUAUUCUAAUUUAUACCUUAUCAUUUUAUAGUGCGUUCAAAAGUUGAAGAUAUUUUUCGACAUACCGCUUCUAUACUGGCAGUGUUUAAUCAUAAGUUUUCAAUUGGUUUAUUGGGAAAUAUCAGUGAAAUAAAAAAUAAAUCAACGUUGUAAACAGUGAAAACAUAAAAAUGAUAUUUUUCACUGUUUUGAAAUUUAAGCCCGUUUUGCUAUCAAAAGCAAAUACCAGCGCGCACAAGGCUGGGAAACAAUAUCAACGACGUCAUUCCGAUAUUUCGUUUCGUACGAAUACAGUAUGGCGCGUUUUCUUCUAAUAGAAUGCAAUAUAGAAAUAAAAAAAAACAAUUAAGAGGCAUGUAAUAAAAAGAAAAAAAUACGCUACAGUUUCAUAUGUUACAUAACAAACUCAUUACGUCAUGCGAUACACAAUAUCUUUGUGUUUGUGGUGGCUUUAUUAAUGAAAACGAUAUGUGUGUAGAUUGAAUGGUUUAGUUAUUUGAUUACUCUCAAAAUAUAGUUAAACGGAUAUAAAAUAAAUGUUUUAAAAAGAAUGAGGUUAACGAUAAUCUUUUUGACGUUAUUUGCGAAUAACAUGAGCCACAUUUUCGAUGAUAUCGAAACAUGUGUAUCGCUUAUUUCAGCACAACUUAAGUUCAUGUGAUGUUUUGCAAUGUUUUGUAUAAUUUUUAAUGCAGAUUCUGAUAACAUUCUUUUAUGUGUACCACAUGACUGACACAAGCAGUUUAAUUUACGCAAAUUCUAAUGACGUACUUUUUGUUUGUUUGGUAUUCCAUUCGUAUAAAAUGUAACCAUGAUAACUCAGAGCUGCUAAUGAAUAUUCGGCUCCGCCUACUGUCUAAUGUUAUUCUUAUUACUGCUGAAGGCUUUUGUACAUAGCAGAGUUGUGUUUACUAUCAUGAGAUGUAUAUCGUUA